CGCUUGAGCAUCACAUCCACAGACAGGCGCUGACUGACUGGUACUGCUCAGAAAGGACACUAAUUUCAUCACAGAAAUACUCCACUGCCAAAGGUUUGGAACCUUCACAAAAAAGAGAAUGAAUGCUUUCAUCAUAUUCUUUUGCUUUUUCUGUGCAGUCUGUGCAAACCCAAUUACAGUCAAUAUAGAUUUGGAUCCAUCAGCACCAGACACAAACUUGACAGAACCUCUCUUGAUUACACAAUUAUCUGGAAAUGACACCUCAGAAAGUCAGAGUUCACAAUCACAGUCAUCAGAAUCUGUAGAAUCUGCAUCAAGUGACAGUACAUCAGAAGAAAGUGACUCAGUUGAAUCCAAUGAGAACACUGAGAUGCUGGUUGAAACAAGAGAUGACAGCAUGGGCAGUGAAGAGAAUAUUAGGAAGAGCUGGGUUCGAGUAUUUGCGACAGUUGUACGAGACGCCAGCACGGAAGACAACAGCACAGAAGUGAAAGAUCAGCAGAUUCUCAACAAAUUGGCAGCCCAGCAGCCCAUGAUCACCCCCACAGUGAAGACUCUAAAACAGAGCAACAAUCCCAUAGUGUCACUGCUGCAGAAGGCCCAGGCCGCCAGCACCUCCAGCAGUGAGAGCGCAGAAAGCACCGACAACACGGCUCUCAUCAUGGCCGCCACCGCAGACAGCAGCCAGAGUGUGAGCAGCGAGAGCAACGAAACCUCCUCAUCCUCCGAGGCCAGUGACAGUAUGCAGAGCUCAGAAAGUGACGAGGACAGCAACGUGAGCGACAGUGCGGAGCUAAACCAGAUCAUAAACUGCGUGAACGGAACCCAGAGCUGCGAAAGCGAAGAGUACGUCUUUCAGGACAUUGGAGAUGAUGCCAAUUACUCUGUGGACAACUUGAUGGUGCUCGACAAGGACGACAGGGAGCUCAGCCUUAGAAGAUAACAUUAUUCACAUGUAUGAACUGAGAAGUGAUAAUAUCCAUUAAAACAUAGCCUACUGUAAAACCUGCCUGUAACUUCAGAAUGUCUUGUUUCCUCUGUUUUUAUAAGAAGUUUGACUCUAAGUUUUAAACCAAAUUGUGCAAUGUAUAUGUAUGUAUCAAAAUGUGUUUGUUUAUUAAUACAAUUGUGUAAUUUAUACUAACAUACUUUGAUUGAUACUUUGAUUACUUGUGUUUUCUUUAAAGUAACAUCAUGGAAGUAUGAAGUACAUUUUCUGUAUGUGGCACGUCAUCUGCAAAAUUCCACUGAAAGUCAAAACCAUACUUCGAAACAUACGGCUGUAACCAGAGUGGGAAGGAGUUUGCUCAGUAGUCUGGAUUCCUCAUACAAACAUAGGGUGACCAGAUGUCUCUAUUUACCCAGGACAGUCCCAGUUUUGAGUACGGUGUCUCAUGUCACAGCAGUUUUAUCCAAAACCACUGAUUUGCCCCAGUUUUGUAGAGGAAAUGUCCCAGGUGUCCCUAUAUUUGACCGAUUUGAUACACGCCAACCGUACAGAGCGGAAUAUAUUGUUAUUUGUUUAGCUAAAAUACAGAUAACCAUGCUAAGGACCACAAGGCAAAGAAAUGAACUUUGAACCCUCAGAUUGUGCAGGCUACUGACCCACAAGUGAGUCGAGAAUAGACAAUGUUACAUGUUCUUUAAACAGUUUCAUUUAUACAUAUAUAAUUUUGAAAAUCUGGUCACCUUAUACAAACGUCACUUGAGAAUCCACUCUGGGGAAAAGUCUCUGGGGAAGAACUCUGCAGUAAAACUUUCACCACCAGAGAGAAGCCUUGUUUUGUAUGUUUCAAUGUUUAUUUGGUUGUUUUGCAUUUGAC
Periophthalmus magnuspinnatus is the source of this 1823-nucleotide messenger RNA. RefSeq names its product secretory calcium-binding phosphoprotein 1 (gene scpp1). Lineage: Eukaryota; Metazoa; Chordata; Actinopteri; Gobiiformes; Gobiidae. The coding region runs from base 119 to 943 and encodes 274 amino acids. The transcript has 8 exons. The record is from RefSeq and is a predicted model, not a curated record.